Molecule: messenger RNA, 5482 nt
Organism: Cataglyphis hispanica
Lineage: Eukaryota; Metazoa; Arthropoda; Insecta; Hymenoptera; Formicidae
Exons: 6
Coding region: 629-2338 (569 amino acids)
Biological process (GO): regulation of DNA-templated transcription
Cellular component (GO): nucleus
Molecular function (GO): DNA-binding transcription factor activity; cis-regulatory region sequence-specific DNA binding
Source: RefSeq, a predicted model, not a curated record
GCGUCCACGCGUCGCCGUAUUGCGAACACGCAUGUUGAUAUCGCGUGUGUAUGUGUGGCACCGAGUGAUGCCGUGGCCAUUUUCGCGUGUUUGUCCCUCGCGAGUUUCGUAAUCAUUAUCAGCUCCAUAUUUGAAUUCAACAAGUAAUGCAGGUCGCCACGCUGCUUGCAAAGCAAAAUCUUGUCGCGUGUUGACGUGAACGCGAUUGACAACCGUGUGUAAUUUCUACGAAUUCGAAUUUUCCGUCACAUACGAGGGGAAAAAAAUUUGCGAUCUCUGCGCCGGAAUCGCCGCGAAUCUCGGUUCGGCUAGAAACGCGGAAAUAAUUGUUCGAGAUUCGUGCGUCGACUAAAAUUAUAUCGGUUUCCAUUUUUUUCGAGGAAGAAAAAGAGAGAGAAGCAAGUGUGUACGAUGUUCGCGAUUCGAUCUUUCGGCGAUCGCGAUAUAAGAUUUAAAUGAACGAUUUAAAUGGUGAAUUCGCUGACAGAUUUCAUUAUCGUGAUUCGCGAAUGGCAAUCGAUUGACCGAUUUAUUCUUAAUCUCGGCUGAGAGCAGGCAUGACGGACGCCAUUAGACGUCCAAAUUCCUCUCGGGAUAGAGAAAAAGAAUAAUCCGAAUCUCGCGAAAGAUGCGAGCGAAAAGCCGCGCCACCAGAAGUGACGUUUGUUUCCGCAGGAGCGAGAUAUCCGAAAAAAAAAAUAGGAAUUUCUCCGAGAUGCAUGUUCGCCGCGUGAUAGCCGAACGGCCAUUUUGUCGCUUACAUACUGACCAAAAGACUCUAUACAACAUGCCACCAGAUAGGCCAGAUGCAUCAGGUAUUGAAACUGACAUAGAACUGAACUCUACUCAGGAUUAUAAUUUUGGAGAAACAACUUACACAAUGAAUGACAAGGAGAAGGAAAAUGCCAGUGUGCUGGCUGACUCAAAUUCAACCAACAAAUGUCAGAGCGAAAUUCUUAGAUGUGAAAAAACUGAAAAAAACAUCGAAAAAAAUAAUCAGUCGGAUGAUGAGUUAACAUCUCUCAGUUGGCUGCAUCAACAAAAUUUGCUUAAAGGCUUAGACAUUUCAAACCCAUCCAAAGACAUGAAGCACGAAAAUAUGUUAAAUAAUAAUAUCUGUGACGAUAUGGCAGAUUUUUCUGAAAAUACAAAUUCUAUAUCAAGUUUAGAUGAUAGUUUCUGUCCAGAAAGUAAUGGAAAAACCAAUGCUGUAACAUUGAAUGGGAGUGGACAAAACUAUCAACUCUCUACCAAGAAUUGUCAAAAAUCGAUGCAAGUAUAUCAGGAAUCUGCGAAAAAUCACUGCAAUACUACGCCAAGUAAUCAAACGAAGAUUUCUUUGAGCAACAAUAAUUUGCCAAUGUCUAAUCGCAACAAGCAUCCUACCCAUAUACCAUAUGAUCCUCAUUUACACAGAAAUAGUAAACCGCCGUAUUCAUUUUCCUGCCUUAUAUUUAUGGCCAUCGAAGAUAGUCCUGUAAAGGCGCUACCCGUCAAGGAAGUUUAUGCAUGGAUUUUGGAUCACUUUCCAUAUUUUAGGAACGCUCCUACUGGAUGGAAGAAUUCCGUCAGACACAAUCUCAGCCUUAAUAAGUGCUUUCGGAAAGUGGAAAAAGCUCCGCCUUCUAUUUUUCAGAAUUUAGGCAAGGGAUCGUUGUGGAUGGUAGAUGCACAGUAUCGUCCGAAUCUGAUACAAGCAUUGUCUCGCGCUCCUUUCCCUCCACCUACGACUCAAAAUCUGUCUUCAUCGGAAAAACCUCCUAGAAAAUGCGCAAAUACGCGUCUCCCGGAUCCGAUUCUCUUCCCAUAUUUAUCCAAAAGACUGGCGUCCAGCAAUAUCAGCGAUAGCGCGGAAACUGAGAUAGAUAGUGAUGUUGAUGCAGCAGCAGCUGCUAUGCUUUCUUUUAAACAUGGACCCAUCAUUUUAAAUCACAAUAAAGAUCGUAAACGAAAAUUACCGGAAUCCGAAAAGUUGGUACCUGUGAUUACCAGGAGUUCCAGCGAAGACCAUACUUAUAGCUGUGUUACCUCGAUAAAAUUGGGAAGCAAAUAUUCGAGUGAAGAAGAACUGAAUUUAGAUUUUGAUGAACAAAGAAAAAUUGCGGAAGGUGCAGAUGCGCUUCUGAAUUUGGCCGGUGUUAGUACAGCGCUAAAUCACAAUAGAACACAGCAUCACACAGUUACACAAGACAUUAAUCCGGCGCCAAAAUCAGAAGGUAAUUCAAAACCAAAAAGACGUUCUGCUACGAGUGAUUACUCAAGCACUUCUGAAAAAAGACGUAAAAGAUGGCGAGAAUGGGGAGAGGGAAAUCGAUACCUAAAGCAGAUUAGAGGUUAACAUCAACAAAUUUUGUUACAUUUCGUAAAAUAUAUAGUAUCGAGAGCUUUCCAUUUCCAUUUGUGCGCGCGACAAGUGGAAACAUUUGAAAAUUCUAGUAACAAGUCUAGUAACAAAAGAAGCGCUUUCAUUUUAUAGUAUUGUCUGUAAAUUCUUUAUUUACCCACAUUUCUAAACGUGGCAACAAUUUACAAUUAGAUGGAGAUCUCUUUGUGUGACCGAGUCGAUUUCUCAUCGCGUAAGCAUACAAAGUUGCGAAAAUAAAUUCUUCCAUAAUUUCUAGUUCUUGCUAGAAAGGAUUGUUGAAUGCAUUUUGAAAUGAUUGGUGUGGUUGCUCAGGGUUUACAACAUGCUAUAUGCCAAAAUACAUUCGGUAGCACUAAACAACAAGCAAUAAUAGAGAUGUAGCGUUAAAGAGAUACUUUUUAAACACACUGUUGAAACAUGAUAUGAUUGAAUAGCUUGUGAAAUAUCAAUGAAAGAAAUUAUUAUUACAUACUGGAGAAAAUAACAGUAAUCACAUUUUAAAACUGUUGCGAGACGAUUAUACAUAUUAAGUCAUAGAGAGUUUAAUUAAUGAUAAAGUCCUAUAUCAGUUUUCCUUUUUUGUAGAUAUGUAUAGAGGCGUAAUUAGCACAUCUAUUGAAGUCGCGAGAGUAACGAGACUGAUCUUUUUCAAAUCAUGGUAAAAUACGAAAGUAGAGAAUCACUUUGAAUCACCCGGUGCUACCAUAUCGUUCAAAAUCGUUAAAAAAAAUUAGUCUGGUUAUUUCCGCGGCAAAUCGUGUAUUCGAGAGAGAUAGAAAAAUUUAUAAUAUAUUUAAAAAUGAUUACACACAUAUACACAUUUCUAUGUAUAUGUGUAUGUAUGUAUAUAUAUAUAUAAAGAGUAUGUACAUGUGCAUGUAUAGUGCAGAUGUGUACAUAUUACACGCAUUAAAAGCGACAUACUUAUUCAUGUAUAUACAAUCGAACUCCUUUAUUCUCGACUCAUCAGACUCAAACAGCCUCUAUUCUUGACUUUUUCUCCGAUUUCCACUCGUUUAUUCUCUGGCACACGUAGAGAAUAAAAAUGUCGUGCAAUCGUGUUCAAAUAUAUGUCCAUAACUUUACUAGUUUUAUUUUAUGCGUUCAUGAUUAAACGUAAAGAAGUAGCGGGAGAGCGUCACGAAUAUAAAAUAGAAUCAGGUUAUCGGGAAGUUUAGCUGGUUGUAGUUGAAUAAGGGAGUUCUGUUUAUACAUACAAGCUACUCCUGAAUUUUCUCGUAGAAACAACGUAAAAUAUGACAAACUGAGCCAUGGAAAAAUUCAUAGUCUUUUUUUAUUUCCAAUACCAAACAAAAGACAUAAAUGUAUACGCCAUUUAGACGGAUACAAAAUUAUUAAGGAUCUAGUAGAAUCUCUUCAUAAUAUUUGCCCCCGAUAAUUUUGAUUCGCCUUUACAAGUCCUUUUGCUAACACAAGUGCAACAAUUGGAGUUUUCAGCUUUAAUGCUAUAGAGAAAGGGUAUUUGUUAAUUUUUUCUUUCUAUGAAUUUUUCACAUUUCUAAUUCUAUACUGAGAAUUCUAUACCAGAAUUAUCAAGAGUCAUAAUUAUAUCGCAAAUUUCUUAUUGCGAAAUUUGUAUAUCCCCAUGGAUAAAAAAUUAUAGUAAUUUAAGAAGUAUACGCGUUUUCGUAGUUUAAUUUUUCCGUCACAACGUUUUUUCAUGCGCGAAAAAUUGGGAGAACUCGGUAUGUAAACACAUCAUGUGCAUCGUUGCACAUGUAUGAUAUAUGUGCCACAUACAGACACAUUAUCGAAAAAUAAAAAAUAGAAAAAAAUAAAAGAAAAAAAUCAGAAAAAUUAUUGAAUACGCGUUCAACGUGGUUUUGAAACGAGAAGGAAACUUUAUCAUUUCACAUCUUUUUCUAUACUCUCUUUGUGGCUUUCAAGAUGAUUUUUUGGACAUUGAUGUACAUAUGUAAACUUUCUAAUGUAUUCACAGACCAGUUUUGGUAUUCAAUUAUAGAUUGAAUAUAUAUAUAUAUAUAUAUAUAUAUAUAUAUAUAUAUAUAUAUAUGUAGCGAUUGAAUAUAUGAUUGAUGAUAAUAAUAUUGAUCGGAUGAAGACGAGAAAAAUAGCGCUACACGAAAACACAACCUAUUUUUAUAAAAACUGUAACACUAUAAGGAGAGUGAGAGAGAACGAAAGAAAAAGAGGUUUGAUAUAUAUAUAUAUAUAUAUAUAUAUAUAUAUAUAUAUAUAUAUAAUAUACCAUGUAAUUAUGUAAGAUAUAUGUACUUGUGCUACAAACAAAGCACGAGAGAGAGAGAGAGAGAGAAAGUAAUUAGGCAAACUGGUCUUGUAUACAUUAAUAUGUAGUCCUAUAUAGAGAGAACAUAUAUUUUUACAGGGCGCUGCCCGCGUGAUAAAGGCUCUUCCUAAUAAUUCGCUGGUACGCAAUUUAUUAGCUUAAAAAUAUAUUACAAAGUAUAAAUAUUAGAAAUUUUGAAAUGGAAACACACUGUUGUGUUGUAGCGCAACCUGAUCGAUUUCUACAUAUCACAAUGCAUGAUGACGAAGUGUCCUAGACAUUUUUUUCUCUUUUAUAGACGCAUCUCAUUUUUGUCGCCUCGGAACACGUGCAGAAUGACUUAUGACGAUUCUCUGAUAGAAUAUCGAUCGAAGAAUCCGUCAUUGAUAUCUUAGACUGUUUAUCUCAUUUGCAUGAUUGCAUGUACAUAUGUAGCAUAAUUCAGUGGAUACGUCGAAUAGUAUUCAGUAGAAAAUGCUAUCAUAAUAAUAGUAUAAUUUAAAUUAUAAAUUAAUAACUCUUUAGCCAAACAUAUUCACAGCAGCACAUUUUUAUUAUUACGUAAAAAUAAAUCUCCUUUAAAAGUGAAAAAAUUUUAAUCUUAUGAACGAGAGAUAUUUUUUAAGAAGAAACUGAAAAAAAAAAACACGCAUAACUUGGACUUUGACAGGAUGCGCUACAUCAAAUAUCUGAAUAAAUGUAAUUGUAGUGGAUCAGCUACAUACAUCAGAAAAAUUUGAUCCAAAGGUGCAAGAAAGAAUGCCAUGUGUGCUCCGUACACACAUACACACACACACACACACACGUGUGUGUGUGUGUAUGUAUAUAUAUAUAUAUAUAUAUAUAUA